Oryza brachyantha (malo sina) is the source of this 1446-nucleotide messenger RNA. RefSeq names its product 1,4-dihydroxy-2-naphthoyl-CoA synthase, peroxisomal. Bases 78 to 1088 code for a protein of 336 amino acids. NCBI's taxonomy places the organism in Eukaryota, Viridiplantae, Streptophyta, Magnoliopsida, Poales, Poaceae. Gene Ontology annotation, biological process: menaquinone biosynthetic process. Gene Ontology annotation, molecular function: 1,4-dihydroxy-2-naphthoyl-CoA synthase activity. Gene Ontology annotation, cellular component: cytosol. The record is from RefSeq and is a predicted model, not a curated record. The transcript has 10 exons.
CACCGUCAACCGAACCACACCCCGCGCGCCACGCUCCGUCGCCCCCACGCACGCUACUCCGGCACCCGCCUCUCGCCAUGGACGCGGCGGAGAGGAGGCUCGCCCGCGUCACGGCCCACCUCCUGCCCUCCCUCCCGCUCCCGCUCGCCUCCGCCCCUCCUCUCGCGCCUUCCCCCACCGCGUCUUCGUCGCCGUCGUCGUCGCCAGCGUCAGACAGCUACCGACGGGUCCACGGUGACGUGCCGUCUGAGCCGCCGGAGUGGCGCGCAGCGACGGACGAGUCCGGGAAGGGCUUCGUCGACAUCCUCUACGAGAAGUCCGUCGGCGAGGGCAUCGCCAAGAUCACCAUAAACCGGCCUGAUAGAAGGAACGCAUUCCGACCAUUGACCGUGAAAGAGCUUAUGCGCGCUUUCGAGGAUGCUCGAGAUGAUAGUUCAAUCGGAGUUAUCAUAUUAACGGGGAAGGGGACCAAGGCCUUCUGUAGCGGCGGUGACCAAGCGUUAAGGGACUCUGAUGGAUAUGUUGAUUUUGAUAGCUUUGGUCGGCUCAACGUGCUAGACCUCCAGGUACAAAUACGGCGCCUUCCCAAGCCUGUUAUAGCAAUGGUUGCUGGUUAUGCUGUUGGAGGAGGCCAUGUUUUGCACAUGGUGUGUGAUCUAACUGUUGCAGCUGACAACGCAAUUUUUGGGCAGACAGGUCCCAAGGUUGGAAGCUUUGAUGCUGGCUAUGGCUCUUCCAUUAUGUCUCGGUUGGUAGGACCAAAGAAAGCCCGCGAGAUGUGGUUUCUGUCACGGUUCUAUACGGCCGAUGAGGCAGACAGAAUGGGUCUCGUCAAUGUAGUAGUGCCACUCGCGGAUUUGGAGCGAGAAACGGUGAAAUGGUGCCGACAGAUCUUAAGAAACAGCCCAACAGCCAUCCGGGUGCUGAAGUCUGCACUCAAUGCAGCUGAUGACGGUCAUGCUGGCCUUCAGGAGCUCGGUGGUAACGCGACACUGAUCUUCUAUGGCACUGAAGAGGCAAAAGAAGGCAAGAAUGCAUACAUGGAGCGACGGCGCCCUGAUUUCUCAAAGUUCCCUCGGAAACCUUAGCGAACUGCUACUCAAAUAUCGUUUCGUCGUCAACUCUGCCGGAAGCAUUAGCUGCACGUCCCAAUGAUUGCCAGCCCUGGUGGACGGAUGAGGCAUUGGGGGCAGCAAGAUCGUUAUCCUGGAGUACAUGUCAUCUUCAGUUGGCAUUUUACAGGGGUAUAAAAUGCGAUGCUUGCGUACGUGUAAAUAAUAUUGCUUCUGCGAAUAAUGGCUGGUGCAUCAGUUUCUUUUUAUACAUCUCCUAUUGCAAUUCGCCGGUUUUCCCAUUUGUCCUUUGGGCUCUUGAUUGUUUUUAUGAGCACUUUCAUUAUCAAUGUUUUACGUUGAACCACUCUCAAAUCAAUCUUUCCACUUUGAU